This is a messenger RNA of Aspergillus puulaauensis, 1383 nucleotides long. RefSeq lists its product as uncharacterized. The transcript has a single exon. The coding region runs from base 1 to 1383 and encodes 460 amino acids. Lineage: Eukaryota; Fungi; Ascomycota; Eurotiomycetes; Eurotiales; Aspergillaceae. The record is from RefSeq and is a predicted model, not a curated record.
AUGUUUACAUCCAAAAUGUCCACCAUGUUCCCUCAAAAUAUGAGCCAGAGCCUAGUGCCCCUGCCUCUUAGAACUUCUCCCAAUUAUCAAGACCCUUUACGUCAUGUUGAACGGCAGGCGAGACAUAUACAACGUAAUUUGCAGCAUCUUAUAGAUGCCCAAAGCGAAGGACUACUGGCAGGCCUUGGUGGUCAGCAACCUGAAUUCGGCACGCCUAAUGAAAGCAAUUUAUCGUACUCGGAAUCAGUAAGCUCUAGGGGGGCUUCAAAAUCGCCUACUCGACGGUUGUCCAACAAGAAGAUCGGGUUGCGUUCAGCACGGGAGGGCAUUUUUACAUCCAUGUAUGACCUGAUGCGACUGCGUGAGGAAGAAUUAGAAAUACUUUCCUACAGGAAGGAGGAAAUGAACUCUGGAUUGAACGAGAUCGAAACAUUCAACACCAAAAGAUCCGGAUUGGAGGAUGCUAUCUCCACCAUGAACAACGAUAGGGAGACUCGACGGUCCAGGGAACUGCGAGAUGAGAGUGCCACACUCGAGGUGCAAAUACAUGAGCUGGAGAAUAAACUGGCGCAGAUGAAAUCGAAACACCGGCACGUUGUCCAAGAGCUAUCCCAAAUUGAAAACUCCGUGGAGGCCAAAAUGUCCUCCUACAAAGCCUCUUUGUCGCUUCUCGAGAAUGAUAUCCGGAAGUUCCUGGCGGAUCCCCCGGUGAAGGCGCCAGCAAGGGGCACUGUUGGAGAAAGCUUCUAUUCCUUGAAAUCCAACCGAAGAACUCUUGAGAUGGCACAAGAACAUUGGAAGAAAGAACAGUCCGAAUUGCAACAAAGACAAAACGAAAUUGAUGCCGAGAUAGAGGCACUUGAGGAGGGUGGUGACGUUUGGAAACGGGUGGUUACGGCUAUAUCAGGGUUUGAGGGGCGCCUGCGAACGGGAAUGCGUCGUUCAAUAAAAACACAGGAGCAGCUGCUGAAAGAGGAUGGAGCCGCGUUCAACAAGGGUCGCUUAAGCCAUGAUAUUAUGGAUGACUUAUCGGAGACCACAGAUCUCGUAGAACUACAUCUGGACCAUGCGGAGCAGAAAAAUUGGAAACUCCUUGUUUGCUGUAUUUCAGCAGAGCUCCAAGCCCUGCGAGAGGCUCGGCAGAUGCUCCUAAGCAUCUUCAAUAUCACAGAGGAAGAAUUCAACCCAUCUCCACAAGGGUCUCCAGAGUCACGCAAGAGUGUUGACAAUGAUUCCCAGACUGAUCCUCAUGGUGAUGAUAACCCGGAUCCCCCGGCUGACUUAUUACGAGAUGCGGAGAACCAUUCCCACGAAGCAGCCAAGCCGGGCGAUGAAGAUGAAGACGAUGAUCCGGACCCAGCUUGGCUACUUCCAGAAACCUGA